GCGUUAUUAAAUAUGAUGGGAUAUAUUUGCUACUUGACAAGUCAAACCAAUUAUAGCAAAGUACUUCAGAUGGUGCCAGAUCGUUGCACAACGAUGCAGUCCUUUUUGAAGAGUCAAUGAGCUUGUUUUAGUGGUAAGGCUGAAGCAACCGACUGCAGACGAAAGUCGAGGAGGGAAGCGCAUCUGCGCCAGCCAAGUCUCGGGCUGAAAAUUGCAGUCGAAACUUCAUGACCUUUGAUCACAUAGUUGUUGUAAAGUUCAUGCAGUCGACGUGUAGGCGCAAAUCGGACCGUUUUUAUCCUUAUAAUGUAUCGCACUUUGAAAGGCGACUUGACAAAAGUGAUCAGCUCGAACGAGCCCAAUCACAACGCCACAAUAACGUUUGGAUCCUGAAUGUAACUCAAAGAAACCCGGAAGGCUCUUGUCAUCCCAUCCCUUCACAAAAUUACAACAACGGACACCGAAGCCACCGCUUUCGUAGCUACCUAAACGUAGAAUUCACACCUUGCUGUCCUUAGUUUAAUCUGUCAGUUAUUUUGUAGCACGCUUCUAGCUAGCUAACUCAUGUCGGACUUCUGCAGGGUCGUUAGCUAACAAGUAUAAAUCAGUCACCGGUUGUUUUGGCGUGGAGUGGUUGUUAGCCCUUAACGUUAUUCGUUAGAGAGUUUGACACGUUGAAAGAGGUGGACAGUCUGUACAUUUUUUUGAAUCAACAAUUCAAGUCACUGAUUUUUUUUCGACGUCCAGCUGCAUUCAUUACCACUGGCAGCGCAAACGCAUUUCAUGAAACCUGCGAGUCAAACGUCAUUACGUUAGCUGGCUAGCUACCUUUCAAUGGAACAUUUAUGAAUCUGUGCUCGGCUGUGUCAAGCCAUCAGGGUCUUUUCGUUGCGUCGUGAACAGGAACUCUCAAUUCCGCUUUCUCUUUUAGGCAGAGGAGGACAAGCCUUUUUCAAGAGGUCCUUAUUGUAGGUUCACAAUAAUUAUGGAGCAGCAGCACACGGGCUGUGUGAACCUUUGUAGUCUCACGAGCACUCUACCGGUGAUUCCCUAUCAAAAGCUGACUGACUUGCAUUACCUGAGUAAAGGUGGGUUCGGAACCGUGUUCAAGGCACAGCAUUGCGAUUGGCGGACCACCGUUGCCAUCAAGUGUCUGAAAUUGGAUUCCCCUGUUGGCGAAAGGGAGAGGAAUUGCCUGCUGAAGGAGGCGGAGGUGCUUCACAAGGCCAGGUUCAACUACAUCAUCCAGAUCUUCGGCGUGUGCAACGAGCCCGAGUUCUUCUGUAUCGUCACUGAGUACAUGAGCAAUGGCUCUCUGGAUCAGCUGCUUCACGAGAAGACCCUGUACCCCCUGCUGGCCUGGUCGUUGAGGCUGCGUGUCCUGUAUGAGAUAGCUCUAGGGGUUAACUUCCUACACAACAUGACCCCACCCCUCCUGCACCACGACCUCAAGACACAGAACAUUCUGCUCGACGGAGAGUUUCAUGUCAAGAUAGCAGAUUUUGGCCUGUCUAAGUGGCGUCAGCUGUCCAUCAGUAAAGGCUCAGGAUCCAAGCCACCUGAGAUGGGGGGCACCGUCAUCUACAUGCCCCCCGAGGCGUACGAACCCUCCAAGAGCCGCAGGGCCGACUCCAAACAUGACAUGUACAGUUACGCUAUCAUUAUGUGGGAGGUGCUGGCCAGGAGGAUACCAUUUGAAGAGGCGACCAACCCCAUGCAGAUCAUGUUCAGCGUGCUGCGGGGAGCGCGUCCGGACACAGGCCUGGACUGUCUGCCAGGGGACAUCCCCAGCAGGGAGACACUCAUCAACCUCAUGACUUUCGGCUGGACCGCCAACCCCGACGAACGGCACUCCUUCCUCCAGUGUGUGAUGGAGCUGGAGCCAAUGCUGAGGAGGUUUGAUGAAAUCGACAUCCUGGAGGCCGUGCUGGAGGUCAAGAAGUCAAAGCUGAUGAGGAGGGCAGGCUGUUACUCUGCCACACCCAUGGUGUGUGAGAAAGGGAGGGAGAAGGAGAAGUCUCUGAACAUUCUGAAGAACAACCCCAGUCCCUGGCCGCCAGGAAGCUCCACCUCUGGCUCUGGGUCUUGCUCCUCCCAGGACACGGACUUCUCCCAACCAAGCUCCCUCACUAGCACCAAUGCUCCGCCUUCUAAAGAAGUGUCCCCCUCGUUGUUCAUGCCCCACACCCUGGAGCCUCCGCAGCCCCUCAGAGAGCAGAGCCUGGGGGACAACAACCUCAACUACCCCCAGAGCGCCCGGCCCCUGGACGAGCUCAACAUUCCCCUCAAACCGGGCCUGCCUGAAACGGAGUGUGUGACUCACCUGGACAACCUCACCCUGAAGCCACAUCCAUUACAACCCCAGCCAGGUAACGGAGACUUCAACCCACCUUCGGAUCCCCCCGACCUCACGCUGGGCCCUGUGGCGCGCUGGAUCGCAGCACGGCGCGAGGAUAUCGUUUCCCAGAUGACGGAGGCCUGUCUGAACCAGAGCCUGGAUGCCCUGCUGGCGCGCUCUCUCCUGAUGCUCGAGGACUACGAGCUGGUGGUGAACCGGGUCACGCGCACCGCCAAGGUACGCCAGCUCCUUGACACCUGCCAUCGCCACAGCGAGGACUUCUGCCGUGUGGUGGUCCGCAAGCUCCAGGACAACAAGCAACUGGGCCUGCAGCCGUACCCCCCAGAGCUCAGCUCCCCAGUAGCCGUGCCAAGCCCCAGCUCACCCCCACUCUCUGUGUCCUACAACAACCCUAGGAAAUACUAGAACAGAACUUGUCCAGAGAAGACCAGAGACCAGAAAGACUGUAAACUGUUUAAGACUUUUAGCUCAUUGAGCUAGGUGGUGGAAGAAUUCUCUAUGGUCUGUUAGUCCUGGGUUAUAUUCAUUAGGCACCAAAUGGAAGAAAACGGACUGAAACAGGGAGGGACUACCUGAAUUUGUCCAAUAAGAUACUUGUUUUCCUUUGCACAUUGUUUCGAAACAUUUUGUGCACUGAAUACGACCCUGGGUUUUGACUGAACUUUGAAUUUAGUGGGGAAUGGUCAAGCCCAGCUGUUGUUUCACAUUGCUCAUCAUGGUACCUGCUUUCCUGCCCACUCACACAGGACAAUACUGUAUGUUGCUACUGUUCAUCGAACUGAAGGCUACUAGAAAUUGAGCGAAAGGACUUGAAGGUAAAGAUGCCUUUUGGAAGAACAAAACCAUAUUGUGUUCACUAAAUUUCACCUGUUCUCUGAAAGCAGAGAACGGGUUGGGAUUAGCAAUCAUAAUCAAAAACCUGUUAGUAUUUGAUCCAGGCUUUGAAAAAUGAUAUUAUGGAUUUUAUGUCAUUUGUCAGGUAAAUAAUUUGGUUCUCUUGAAGCAUUCCCUAUAUUCUGAGUGAUCAGGGUACAGGCCUGAGUUCUGCUUCUAUGCAUAUUUCUGUUAUUGUUGUCCCCCCUUUGCACUGAAUGGUUACAUCCAGAGAGAGACUGUACAUCCAGAGAGAGACUGAAUAACAUCAUACUGAUCUAAGGCUCUGGUUUCACUCUUUAUUGAGUGGACAGUCUAGACCAGGGGUAUUGAGCUCUUGCACUACGAGGUCCGGAGCCUGCUGGUUUUCUGUUCUACCUGAUAAUUAUUUUUAACCACCUGGUGUUCCAGGUCUAAAUCAGUCCCUGAUUUAAGGGGGAACAAUGAAAAAAUAUAGUGGAACUGGUUUCGCGGCCCAGAGUUGAGUUUGAGGGUUCUAGACUAUACAGGUCUUCAUGGGCCCGGGUGGGACCCGAUUACCGUGACUGAAAUUCUGUAGUUGACCCUCAGAUCCGGGUCGGGUCUAUGUAACUACAGCUGAUAGACCCAAGUGGACCUGAAUGGAUCCGACCACGGCUCUGGAUAGCCUAAAACAUUUUUAUUUUACGGUAAUAAGGUGAAUCUAUUGACUUUUGGAGAGCCUAGCCAACAUAUAAAGACCCAUUUGUUAGCCAGAAAACUUGGCUGAUUAACAUAAUUUUGUCACUCUGGUACAAUCGGGUCCAACCUGGUAGGGUAUGGGUCCGGUCUACGUAUGGUUGUUCUCAGGUCUGUUCGGGUCCAGAUCCCCCUUUUAGGUCUGAUUUGUCCUUGGACCCGAGAACAUCCUACUAGACUCCUCUGUAGCUAUCCAAGUCUGAAAAGGUACUUGACUGGAGUUCUGCCGUUUUGAGGUUAAUGUAGCAUUGUAUUUUGUAUUUUACAUUGUAUUCAUUUUUUUACCACUGCCUUUUCAAGACAGAUUUGAUUUAUCUUAUAAAAGGAGCUUGCGUUGACAUUGACAUAGGAUGGGCCAAGGCAGAAAUGACAUCUGAACUUAUACCAAGAAUAGAGUCAGCAUUUGUUUUUGUGGGGAAGAAAAUGUUGAUCAUUUAGCCUUUGUUGAGGCCAUAUCAUAUAUGAUAUACAUCUCCAUACCAUUUAUUUAGAAUGUAGUCAGUGGAUUUAGGUAUGGCGGAUAGAUGUAGCUACUGUAGAGUUAAUUACAUUUUAGUCAUUUAGCAGACGCUCUUAUCCAGAGCGACUUACAGUUAGUGAGUGCAUACAUCAUU
Messenger RNA from Coregonus clupeaformis (lake whitefish), 4563 nucleotides. Its product is annotated as receptor-interacting serine/threonine-protein kinase 2. The transcript has 11 exons. The coding region runs from base 986 to 2764 and encodes 592 amino acids. Gene Ontology annotation, biological process: positive regulation of canonical NF-kappaB signal transduction; innate immune response; protein phosphorylation. The record is from RefSeq and is a predicted model, not a curated record. NCBI's taxonomy places the organism in Eukaryota, Metazoa, Chordata, Actinopteri, Salmoniformes, Salmonidae. Gene Ontology annotation, molecular function: ATP binding; JUN kinase kinase kinase activity.